Molecule: messenger RNA, 824 nt
Organism: Leptonychotes weddellii (Weddell seal)
Lineage: Eukaryota; Metazoa; Chordata; Mammalia; Carnivora; Phocidae
Source: RefSeq, a predicted model, not a curated record
GCCUCCGCACGUCAGUUGUGUACUCUACCCCGGCAGGAAUCGAGCUAAGACCGAGAAGUCUCCUGGCACUUCCGGACGUGGGAAUUAAAGGCUUGGACAUCAAACCCACGCGGGUGUCCUCAUGACUUCCCCUGCAGACCAUGUCUAUGAUCCUUUUUGCCUGUGUGGUGAGGGUGAGGGAUGGACUGCCCCUCUCGGCCUCCACUGACUUUUACCACACCCAGGAUUUUCUGGAAUGCCGGAGACGGCUCAAGACUUUAGCCUUGCGACUGGCCCAGUACCCAGGUCGAGGUUCUGCGGAAGGACGUGACUUCAAUAUACAUUUUUCUUCUUUGCGGGAUGUGGCUUGCAUGGCUAUCUGCUCCCGCCAGUGUCCAGUGGCCAUGGCCUUCAGCUUCCUGGAGACCGUGUGGUGGGAAUUCACAGCUUCCUACGACACCACCUGUAUUGGCCUAGCCUCCAGGCCGUACGCCUUUCUCGAGUUUGACAGUAUCAUUCAGAACGUGAAGUGGCAUUUUAACCAUGUAAGUUCCAUUCAGAUGGAGAGCAGCUUGGAAAAAAUUCAGGAGGAGCUGGAGUUCCAGCCUCCAGUGGUUCUCACUCUGGAGGACACGGAUGUGGCAAAUGGGCUAAUGAACGGUCACACACAGAUACACUUGGAGCCUGCUCCUAAUUUCCGAAUGGAACCAGUGACAGCCCUGGGUGUCCUCUCGCUUAUUCUCAACAUCAUGUGUGCUGCUCUGAAUCUCAUCCGUGGGAUUCACCUCGCAGAACAUUCUUUACAGAAGCCAGAGGGGCCUGCCGGGGGAGCUGGUGAGAAAUAG